Molecule: messenger RNA, 904 nt
Organism: Phascolarctos cinereus (koala)
Lineage: Eukaryota; Metazoa; Chordata; Mammalia; Diprotodontia; Phascolarctidae
Source: RefSeq, a predicted model, not a curated record
GAACACACAAUGUUCUUAUUAUGAAUGAUUUGUAUCAGCUUAUGGUAAAUAAGUUCAAGAUGUAAGGUACAGGGAACAACCCAACUUAUGUAAAAAACCAACAGGCCCAUUCUUGGUGACUUUGGUUAGAUCACCAAAGGAAAAGUGCUGAAUCCAGGAAGUGAUGGGGAUACCUUGAUUAAUAACAUUCCACCAAGAAGCUCAAUUAAUUUGGAGAUUAAUGAUGACACCAGCAAGAUACAAAUUGAACAGAUGAUGGGGGAAUGAAGUUUUCUUCCUGAGACAUUGUGAUCAACUUUCUACAUUCUCUGGAGAUUAGCCUUUCUCUAAUUCAAGUGAGCGAGUGCUUCUCAGAUCAGAAUUAUGUAGAAAGGACAAAAACUAAAAAGAGCUACUGAUGUCAGAGAAGUGGGAGAGAAAGGGUGACAUGGUUUUAGAUGCAAUCAAUGUGGUCCAACUUGCCAAAAUGAAGUUCAAUCCAUCCGUGACCUCAGACCAAAGCAAGAAUCUCAAGAGACGCUUCAAUAUGCCCUUGCAAAUCCAGCACAAGAUUAUGUUGUCCCCACUCUCCAAGGAGCUGAGGCAGAAGUACAAUGUCCACUCAAUGACCAUCUGGAAGGACGACGAGGUCCAGGUGGUUCGUGGACACUACAAAGGUCAGCAAAUUGGCAAGGUAGUACAGGUUUACAGAAAGAAAUACGUCAUCUACAUUGAGUGUGUGCAGCAUGAAAAAGCUAAUGGCACAACUGUCCAUGUGGGCAUUCACCCUAGUAAGGUAGUUAUCACCAGACUAAAACUGGAUAAAGAUUGCAAAAGGAUUCUUGAACAUAAAGCCAAAUCCCGACAAGUUGGAAAGGAGAAGGGCAAAUAUAAAGAAGAAACCAUUGAAAAGAUGCAAGAAUAA